Molecule: messenger RNA, 213 nt
Organism: Akanthomyces muscarius
Lineage: Eukaryota; Fungi; Ascomycota; Sordariomycetes; Hypocreales; Cordycipitaceae
Exons: 6
Coding region: 1-213 (70 amino acids)
Source: RefSeq, a predicted model, not a curated record
AUGAGUGGUUGUUUUCGAGCGGUUGCCGGCAUUCGAAUGCAUCCCCACUUAGAUCAAUUCAACCUUCAAUUCUUGUCAUGCAAGUACAACUUUUCCAUGGCUGUACUCAGCAGUCUCGCCAGGCUUUUGCUCGGCGCGAUCGAUGUAACACCAGUCGCCUGGCCGUGGCUUGCAUUCGAGCGGCGCCCGCACGUCUCUUUAUGGCGACAAUAG